Penaeus indicus is the source of this 2740-nucleotide messenger RNA. RefSeq lists its product as uncharacterized. The transcript has 5 exons. Bases 42 to 2039 code for a protein of 665 amino acids. The record is from RefSeq and is a predicted model, not a curated record. Lineage: Eukaryota; Metazoa; Arthropoda; Malacostraca; Decapoda; Penaeidae.
GUUUCGCUGGCUGACUGGGAAGCGUUGACAGGUCCAAGAAGAUGCAAGAUCCUCAGGAAAAGUCUCGAGUUGACUGGAAGUCUGUCCAGCCACAGAAGAAAGUUACAUUUUAUGGACCAGUAAUUAGCACAAGAGCGGAAAAACUCCGUCCAGUUAGGGUAGAUGCCACCUCAAGAAGACAAAAACCCACGCUGAUGUCUUUAUCCAGUUCGCCUUCCUUCAACCAGAUCUCCCAGUCUAAUAGGAAACUAAAGCACACUAAGUCUAAAAGUAGUGAACCAUUGAGACCACAUGCAAAAAUGACUGUCAUGGGAAAUCAGCUAAAGACCAGACUUAAUUGUAAUCAUAUGAGACCAAAAUGUCAGUGUUCAGGUCCUACUACUAAUAAGGCUAAACAGAGUAGAGUUAAAGGUAAACCACCAGUAUCAGAUGAUAGAGGAUCAAGUCACAUUUUAACAUCUACAUGUACAGUACCCAGGGGUGGGCUCAAUGGAAGAAAAAUCUAUGCUUCUAAAGAUAACGCAGCAGGAAUAUCAAUAUUAGAUGCAAAUUGGAGACCAAGUCAGCUUCCAUUCAAGGAGAAUGACAUGGAAGAAAGUAGAGGCAAACAAAAGACAUCUGAAGACACUCCCAGUAAUGAAAAUGAGAGUAAUAAACAAAAUACUGAGGAUAUUUCAAAGAAGAGAGUCCAGUUUUCAGACAAAACAAAUGCUGGUGAUGUAACACAUGAGAACAUCCAUACAGAGAGCAGCCAUCGUAAUACAAUGAGAAGAGAUGUUAAUCUGGAUGACUAUGAGACCAGGCAUGAAAAGUCCAAGCAUGCAGAAAUGACAGGUAGAAAUGAUAGGCCAGAUCCUCUUCAAAGAAGGCAUAAUCAUAACAAUUCAAUUCAUGAUUCAGAAAGCCACGAUGACUAUUCAGAAAAAGAUGUUAAUGAUUAUGACAGCACUUCCUCAGUGUCAGAGAGCAGGAAUCCUGUUCAUGAAAUUCAUCAGGAAAGGUGUAUACUUUGUGAAUCUCCAAGAGACAGAUAUCCUGCUAACCCAAGGUUCAGACGAAUGAACUCUGCUUCUGAAUUUGUUCCUGCUGGGGUGAGAGAGCCAGGAACUAGGUCCUAUAAUAUUAGUCCAUCUAGAAAAAGGUAUAAUGAUGACUUGUGUGCUUUAUGCAGAAGACAGAGUUGGCGCUCAUAUUCUGUGGAUGACAGAUACUGUUAUCAUUGUGAUUCCUCUGACCUAGAUUCUUAUGAUCCAGUAUAUCAUCACAGACACAUAAAAAUACCAAGGGAUCAUGGCUUAAGAAAUACCUUGCAUAGGAGGCAGUCAGUUCCUGUUUUUUUCUCAGAUGGGGAAGAGGAAAUCCUGCAGAGGAAUCGUAUACCAUAUGAGCCAAAAACAGAGUUGGUGAAAGACUUGAAGAAAAAACUUGAAAGAGAGUAUAGAAAUCAGGAUUAUUUGCACCACCUGGUUCAUCACAGACGGAAGUGGAAGUCUUGGGAUGCAGAAGAUCUGGAGGAACUCAGGCAGUAUCGGUCACGCAGAGCAGAGAGGCACAGAGACUGGGAUUAUGACGGUCCUCCUCAUAAAUGUGUACAUCACUACCUGCAGAAUGACAGAUUAUACUUGGAGCCGACCUUGACAAAUAAAGAAGGAAGGAGCAUAUGUGCCGAGUGUGGUGCUCCCAAGCCCCUGGAUCCAAAAACUGACCCAUACCUUUAUCAUGUCACUUUGGGAGGACUCAAGAAGACAGAAGAUAAAAAUGUGCAGAAUGAUGACAAGGAAAAUGAUGACAGAUAUUAUCAUCAAAGUGGUAGAGUCACUCAUCAAGGAACUAAUAGUAAGAUUCAGCCAGGGAGGACUCCAGGUGACACAUCAAAACAUGUGUUUGCAAAGUUGAAUCGAAGCAUUGACAACAUAUUUCCUGGGAGAUCUGCUCUGAACUUCCGUCCAAGAGCCGCCGAUGAGCUUAGGUAUCAGGGUCAUUUGCACAGUAAGCGUCAUCCAAGCAAAUCUAUGGCCUUGGUUGAUCACCUUGUGUAGUUUAUUGUUAUCCUAAAUUUAUGUGGAUGUUUCAGUAUAUCUGAAGUUCAUUGUUUGAUGUGUGUAAACGUAAAGCACAAAAGGACAGAAUAUUUAUAUGGUAGAUAGUUUUAACAACUGCAUAGUACAUUUUAUAUGCACUCAGGUUAUUUGGAAGACACUUUGCGUUGUCCAUGGUGCCAUUACACUGUUUUUUGUUAAAGAUCUGCAUUUAAAUAUAUAUUUAUGAAAAGAUCACACAGAUGCACACUCACUUGUUCAUUCACCAUUGUCUUAUUUUCUUUCUCCCCCUCUCUCUCCAUCCUCCUUUCCCCUUCCCCUUCCUCCUUUCCCCCUCCCCUAACCCAUUCAUUUCCAUCUGCCUUCCUUAUAGCACUCUUUCAUAUCAAUAAAUACAUCCUGAUUCUAUAAUUAUCAUUUAUGCUUUGGUAAUUUCUUAUACUGAAGCUUAACAAAAAACAUUUGUACUCUUUGCAAUGUCUGUAUGGAUAAAUAGUUGGCAGAAUAAAGUAUUCUGUUUUUUUUUUUAAGAUGUAAUAUCAUGCAUGAAUAUGAUAUAAUAUGUAAGUAUUCUAUGGCACACAGUUUUUGUGACAUAAUAUGUGAACAAAAAAUCUUGUAUGGAUUUACAGAUGUAUUGAAAGUUUAUGAAAAGAUUAUAAUAAAAAAAUAUAUGAAAAUAAAGUUUUAUCAUCACUCUU